Messenger RNA from Capronia epimyces CBS 606.96, 285 nucleotides. Its product is annotated as anaphase-promoting complex subunit 11. NCBI's taxonomy places the organism in Eukaryota, Fungi, Ascomycota, Eurotiomycetes, Chaetothyriales, Herpotrichiellaceae. Gene Ontology annotation, molecular function: cullin family protein binding; zinc ion binding; ubiquitin protein ligase activity. Bases 1 to 285 code for a protein of 94 amino acids. The transcript has 3 exons. Gene Ontology annotation, biological process: protein ubiquitination; positive regulation of mitotic metaphase/anaphase transition; anaphase-promoting complex-dependent catabolic process. The record is from RefSeq and is a predicted model, not a curated record. Gene Ontology annotation, cellular component: nucleus; anaphase-promoting complex.
AUGAAAGUCAAAAUAAAGCAAUGGCACGCGGUUGCUAUGUGGCGAUGGGAUAUGCCUGAGGAUGAAGUCUGCGGAAUCUGUCGAGUACAAUUUGACGGAACUUGCCCAACUUGUAAGUUCCCGGGCGACGAUUGUACGUUGUUGAUAGGAAAAUGUGGCCACUCGUUCCAUAUGCACUGUCUCCUAACAUGGAUCCAACAAGAGUCUUCGAAGGGACUUUGCCCCAUGUGCCGCCAGAAAUUCGAGUGGAAACAAGCGGGUGAAAAGGAUCAGCAGGCAACUUGA